This is a messenger RNA of Rhagoletis pomonella (apple maggot), 718 nucleotides long. RefSeq names its product transmembrane emp24 domain-containing protein eca (gene eca). The annotation marks the transcript as partial. Gene Ontology annotation, biological process: endoplasmic reticulum to Golgi vesicle-mediated transport; intracellular protein transport; Golgi organization. The transcript has a single exon. Gene Ontology annotation, cellular component: endoplasmic reticulum; Golgi apparatus; endoplasmic reticulum-Golgi intermediate compartment. Lineage: Eukaryota; Metazoa; Arthropoda; Insecta; Diptera; Tephritidae. The record is from RefSeq and is a predicted model, not a curated record.
CAUGCCAUCGAUUACGCGAAUGUAGCGCAAAAAGAGAAAUUGACUGAAUUACAAUUGCGCAUACGUCAAUUACUUGAUCAAGUAGAUCAAAUUACUAAGGAGCAGAAUUAUCAACGCUACCGCGAGGAACGUUUCCGUCACACAAGUGAAAGUACCAAUGCGCGCGUUUUGUGGUGGUCGUUAGCGCAAACUUGUGUUUUGAUCACUAUGGGUUUCUGGCAGAUGAGACACUUAAAGAGCUUCUUUGAAGCAAAGAAGCUAGUGUAAAUAUGCACGCUGAAAAUUUGCAUACGGCAAAGGAUAGAUUACGCCUUUUAUCUGUGGGUAUGAAAAACGGAUUAUGGAUAUAAGAGCAAUUCUUCCGUGUGCCUACGAAAAAUCGAACGAGAGUCUCCUUCAACCAAAUUCAUCAAUCUCAUUUUCUUACAAUUUCAAAUGCUUACUAAUUCGACUCUAAUACUAACACAGUUUACUAGGCGUUACAUUAAAAUUACAUUACAUUAUUAAAUAGUAAAUUUGUUCCGAAUAGCUACAAAACUACAUACAAUUGUAUAUAAGAAAUAUACCUUCUUCUGUUUUAUGAUCUGUAGUUAUAAACCAAAAAAUAAAUAAAACUUAAUUUGUUGUAAUGUAAUGUCUCUUUGUUACUGGUUGUCAGUGUUAUGUUGCUAUGAAUAAUAAACAGAGAUGGCGUAGAGCGUCAGUUGUAUAUAAGCAA